AUGGCAUGCGUCACCAGAAGCUUAGCCCUCUCCGGCCAAUUCGUCAUCAGCUGCGGCACCGUAACCAUCGACGUCAACAGAUCGAAGGUCCUCCUCAUCCGUGACCGCCCAACGGGCGAGUGCAUGCUCCCCAAAGGCCGCAAGGAUAUUGGCGAAUCUCUCGAGGAAGCAGCAGAGCGAGAGACGUUUGAGGAAACCGGGAUCAGAGCCAGGCUCACUGCGAUGCACAUGUCGACCCUAGCCACUGGCGACAGCCGGCGUCCCAUCACAGAGCCCAUCGCCGUAUCUCAGCGUGUCACAGACGGCGUUCUCAAGAUUAUUUUCUGGUACAUCGCCACGGCAGACUCCAUGACUCCUCCGGUCGAGGGAACCCAGCAGGAGAAUGAAGAUUUCGACACUGUCUGGAUUGAUUUCGGUGGUAUUAACAAUACUAUCACCUUCGACGAUGACAAGAGUAUCGCUCAUCAGGCCAUCGCCAUGGUUACUGGGUCACAACGAAACGACGUGUGA
This is a messenger RNA of Colletotrichum karsti, 510 nucleotides long. RefSeq lists its product as uncharacterized. The record is from RefSeq and is a predicted model, not a curated record. Gene Ontology annotation, biological process: AMP biosynthetic process; ATP biosynthetic process. The coding region runs from base 1 to 510 and encodes 169 amino acids. Gene Ontology annotation, molecular function: bis(5'-nucleosyl)-tetraphosphatase (asymmetrical) activity. The transcript has a single exon. Lineage: Eukaryota; Fungi; Ascomycota; Sordariomycetes; Glomerellales; Glomerellaceae.